AUGGAGUGUGGUUUUUUAUGUGCUGGUGUACCAGUGUUCUCAAAAGCCGAAGCAGUUCCAAAUAUUGAUCAGGACGAUGGGAAAAUUGGUACAUGUUCCAAUCAGACUGACUGCGACAAGAUUAAUUAUAAAUGUCCAUGGGGAAACCUCCUCUGUGCUGAUGGUGAAUGCAGAUGCCCUCGCCGCCAGCUAAAUCAAAUUAACAAAUGUUCCAACCAGACCGACUGCGACAAGAUUAAUUAUUUAUGUCCAUCGGGAAAGCUUUCCUGCGUUGAUGGACAAUGCAAAUGCGUUGGUUAUCUGCUGCCAAAUGAAAUUGGUAAAUGUUCUAAACAGAAGGACUGCGACAUGAUUAAUUAUUUAUGUACAUCAGGAAAGCUCCAAUGUGUUAAUGGGCAAUGCAAAUGCGUUCCUUAUCUGCCAAAUCCAAUCCGUAAAUGUUCUCAACAGACUGACUGCGACAAGAUUAAUUAUUUAUGUCCAUGGGGAACGCUCCAAUGUGUUAAUGCGCAAUGCAAAUGCGUUAACUUGCCCUGA
Molecule: messenger RNA, 537 nt
Organism: Pyrus x bretschneideri (Chinese white pear)
Lineage: Eukaryota; Viridiplantae; Streptophyta; Magnoliopsida; Rosales; Rosaceae
Product: SCO-spondin
Exons: 1
Coding region: 1-537 (178 amino acids)
Source: RefSeq, a predicted model, not a curated record